This is a messenger RNA of Drosophila novamexicana, 1854 nucleotides long. It is a transcript of the gene Adgf-A2, whose product is annotated as adenosine deaminase 2. Gene Ontology annotation, biological process: adenosine catabolic process; inosine biosynthetic process. Gene Ontology annotation, molecular function: adenosine deaminase activity. The coding region runs from base 77 to 1777 and encodes 566 amino acids. The transcript is spliced from 3 exons. Lineage: Eukaryota; Metazoa; Arthropoda; Insecta; Diptera; Drosophilidae. The record is from RefSeq and is a predicted model, not a curated record.
UUGUUUUUCGCAUACAAGUCGUACGUACAGUUUCUGAAAAUUUUUCGAAAAUUUUUGUAGCUCAAAAUUUUUGGUAAUGGCAGCCAGAAGUGGUAAAUGGCAAUUCAGCUUUCCGAAAUGCCCGCACCGCAAUCCCAUCCGGCGUGCGGAAAAUGCGCCCGCGCGGCCAACUCCCAGCGAUGAUGGCGACGACUUAAAUCCGGAUCGUAGCGCCAAAUACGCCAACAUUUGCUGGCAUAUCAGCUUGAUCAUAUUGAUCAGCACAAUGAUACUGGCGCUGGUAUGGACAGUAUAUUUAAGCGUUGACUAUUACUCGUGCUCGCCGGAACAGCGCUUCGCCAGGUUGCGUCAGGACUUUCUGAUGCGGGAGCGGCGGCGUCGCGUGGGCGGCAAAGUGAAGCUGAACCCGCUUGAAGAAGUUGCCAAUGAGCGUCUACUGGCCAUUAAGCAGGUGGACGAAGAACUGCAUCACAUCUGGAGCGAUUAUCAACCUCGGCCGCAUUUUCUAGCCAAGUACAAAUUCAAUGAGACAGAUCUCUAUAGUGUGCUGCGCAGCAUGCCCAAGGGCGGGCUGCUGCACGUGCACGACGCGGGCAUGUUCAAGACGGAUCUGCUCAUUGAGCUAACCAACUACUCUGAUUUGUGGACCUGUGUGGGUGUCGAUGGUACCUUUGAGGACUUUCGUUUCUCGCAAACGUAUCCGAAAAUCAAGCCGCAGGGUAACUACAAAUGCACCUGGAUGCAAAUGAGCACCAUCCGAAUGGAGUACGAUCGUUCAUACAUCCAGAGGCUACGCCAAAGUCUGUCCAUUGAUGCUCAUGGCUUCAUGAACGCCACCCAUUUGGCCAAUCACAUGAGGCGGGCGCACCGUCUCAUCCACGGCUUGAUCACAUAUCGGCCCAUAUGGCCCACCUUCUUGAUUGGUAUGCUCGAGGAUUUCUAUGCCGAUGGCGUCAGUUAUGUCGAGCUACGCUCCUCGCUGCCAAUUAUGUAUGAUUUGAUUGGCACUAACUAUACCAUUUGGGAUACGGCCUAUUCUCUUGUUACCGCUACGAACAUAUUCCGAUCCACUCACGAUGAUUUUAUUGGCAUCAAGCUCAUCUAUGCCCCAGUGCGGGAUUACAAUGACAGCACUAUGGACACCUAUAUAGAAAAUGCCCGUCUUCUAAAGGCCAAGUUCCCCAGCUUUUUCGUUGGCUUCGAUCUGAUCAGCUUUGGAGAUGAGUGCAAUAUGGAGCCGCUUGGAAAUUCAAUGCAGCUCUUGCAUAUCAGUUCGGAAAUCGAUUUUUAUUUCCAUGCGGGAGAAUCGCGUUGUUUGAAUUCCACAAUACUUGCGCCAGAUACAAAUAUCAUUGAUGCAUUGCUGCUGGGCAGCAAGCGACUGGGCAACUCAUUGAAUUUGCCUUUGCAUCCGGAAAUGUUGAAGGCCAUCAGGAUGCUGAAGGUGGCCGCCGAGGUGUGUCCACUGUCCAAUUAUUAUCUGCAGUAUGUGAACGAUUUUAGUCGACAUCCGGCGGCGUAUCUGAUUGCUGCUGGCUAUCCCAUCGUUGUUGGCUCGGACUAUCCAUAUUUCUGGAAUGCGGCACCGCUCACCGAUGAUUUCUAUGUGGCAUUUGUUGGCAUUGCUAAUGGACAGGGCAAUCUGCGUCUGCUCAAGCAGCUGGCCAUGAACUCGUUUAUGUACAGCGCCCUAACCGGGGAUGAGAAACAAAAGGCUUUGUCCAUUUGGCAUAACAAUUGGGAUCAAUGGGUGGCGAACUUUAUCAGCCACAGUUAAGGGGAUUUAUAUUUAUAAUUUGGCGUGCUCUACAAAUUUUGAUAAAUUGAUUGUUGAAGAUAUUAUAGAAAUCUACA